AUGACGACGACAAACACGGUCCCGCCUCAGGAGCCGCCCCACCUGAUAGCGGCAAAGGAUGUUAUGCCAAUCAUGAAGCAGGUCAUCAAAGAGCAAUCCGACACCUGGAAUCAUGUGGCCGCGACCAUUGACCCUGCAUCGGCAACCUUUGACGCUGCAAUUCGGCCAUUGAUCAAUGUAGACAAUGAGACGCAGGGUAGAAUCGCUGUCAUAGCAAUGCUGCGCUACGCCUCGCCGGACCAACUAGCCCGUGAGGCAUCAGACGCUGCCAUUGGACUAUUGCGACAGUGGGACUCCGAGAGGGUAGCAAGAAAGGACUUUUAUCAUCUGCUCAAGGCUGUUGAGGACAAAGCUGAGGAGGUUCACUUUGAAGAUGCUAAGUUCCUCAAAAGCAACAUCCAGCAGUUCACAAGAGGUGGCCACGGGCGGCUUGACCAAGAUCAGUUGGCAGUUUACUUGGGAAGAAGAAACGAAAUCGACGAGCUGAGGCAGCAGUACAACCGGAACUAUCGAAAUGAUGAUGGCGGUCUAUGGCUUUCUUUGGACGAACUUAAAGGGGUGCCUGCGGAGGACCUCGCCCGCUUCUUGGGGAGGCAAAAGUCUACGGAUGUCAGCACAAAGGAUCAGGCAUUUGUACGUUUUACGAGAGCAGAUUUAAACGCCGUCUUGCAGUACGCUACAUCGCCGGCAACCCGGAAGAAAGUCUACGUUGCCAACGAAAGAAAGGUACCGGAGAACGUUGACCUCUUCAAGGAGGUCAUUGAGUUGCGAGACGAGAAUUCUCGAUUACUGGGAUAUGAGAACCACGCGGCGUUUCGGUUGGAGACUCGCGUUGCCAAGACCACGACUUGGGUGAACAGUCUCCUCGAUGAACUCGAAGACGUCCUCCUGCGAAAAGGAAGAGAAGAGACGAAGUCGCUUUUGGAAAUUCGAAACAAAGACUUCCCGCAAGACAACGACUCAAUGCCCCCAUGGGAUUACGAUUACUACAAUCGCCUGCUGCAAGAGCAGAUCGAUGUCAAACAUGGCCAGAUCUCUGAGUACUUUCCACUAGACUACUCCGUCUCAGCAAUGCUGGAUCUAUUCACCUCUUGUCUGCAGCUUCGAUUCAUUCCCUUGACGGCCGAUCAGAAGAAGGACGUGGUCUGGCAUGACGACGUUCAGGUAUGGGCAGUCUGGGACGAAAGAAACGCCUCCAAGGGCGAAUUUGUCGGCUACUUGUACACGGAUCUCCUCAUCAGACCCAACAAGCACCAGGGCUCGCAGAACGUCAAUCUUCAGUGUGGGUAUCUCAGAGCAGACGGCACAAGGGUCUAUCCGGCCACGAUCUUGAUGUGCGCCUUCCCUCGUCCAACCACAACCGGUUGCGCUUUACUCAAGCACAGCGAGAUUGUGUCUCUGUUCCAUGAGCUGGGCCACGGUAUGCACGAUCUUGUGUCGAGGACUCGCACUCUUAUGGUCCAUGGACACCGCAUGCCGCCUGACUUCUUUGAGGUACCCAGUGUCAUGUUGGAGAACUGGUGUUGGAUGGCAGACGAGCUCAGGCAUAUGAGCUGCCAUUACACCAGAUUGAACCCUGAGCUUUUAGAUGAUUGGCGCCGAAAGAAUCCGGGCCAGCCAGACCCGCCUGAGAAGAUACCUGAUGAGCUUCUGGGGCCUCUUGUCAGAAGCAGGAAUGUGAACAGGGCGCUUUGGCUUUUGCGUCAGCUUGCCUUUGUUCGCUUCGACAUGGCUGUUCACAGCCCGGCUACCCACGAAGAAUGA
Molecule: messenger RNA, 1764 nt
Organism: Colletotrichum aenigma
Lineage: Eukaryota; Fungi; Ascomycota; Sordariomycetes; Glomerellales; Glomerellaceae
Gene: PRD1-0
Product: Saccharolysin
Exons: 2
Coding region: 1-1764 (587 amino acids)
Biological process (GO): proteolysis; peptide metabolic process
Cellular component (GO): mitochondrial intermembrane space
Molecular function (GO): metalloendopeptidase activity
Source: RefSeq, a predicted model, not a curated record